ACUGCCUGAAACCGGUCCACCAUGCCAUUAGUAACAAGGAACAUCGAGCCAAGGCACCUGUGCCGUCAGAUGCUGCCUAAUGUUCGGAAUGAACUGGAGUGUGUGACCAACAUUACCCUGGCAAAUGUCAUUCGACAGUUGGGCAGCCUGAGUAAAUUUGCUGAGGACAUAUUUGGCGAGCUUUUCACACAAGCCAACACCUUUUCCUUUCGUGUGAGCUCUCUAGUCGAGAGAGUAGACCGCCUGCAAGUCAAAGUCACUCAGCUGGAUCCCAAGGAGGAGGAAGUGUCCCUGCAAGGUAUUAACACAAGGAAAGCCUUCAAAAGCUCCACAACUCAGGACCAAAAGCUCUUUGUCAGAGACUCUCUCCCAGUGCCUGUCCUUGAAACGUACAGUGUUUGCAACACACCACCUCCUCUUAACAUUCUCUCCCCAUACAGGGAUGAUGGCAAGGAAGCACUUAAAUUCUACACAGAUCCAUCUUAUUUCUUUGAUCUCUGGAAGGAGAAAAUGCUGCAAGACACCAAGGAUAUCAUGAAAGAAAAACGGAAGCAUCGGAAAGAAAAGAAGGACAAUCCAAACCGAGGAAAUGUGAAUCCACGGAAAAUCAAAACCCGGAAAGAAGAGUGGGAGAAAAUGAAAAUGGGACAAGAGUUUGUAGAGUCAAGGGAAAAAUUUGGACCACCUGGGUACCACUCCAAUAUGGUGUACCAGAAUGGCAGCAUUGGCUCUAACGAAAGUGUAGAUACAGGCUACUACCCACCUCCUCCACAGCUGGAUUCAGGUUCGCCGUCUCCUCCUCCAGUCACGGAGGACAGCCUUCCUCCACCACCAAUGGAAUUUAGCUAUCCGGCGCACAACCAAAGUAGUUCCGGAGGCCUGAAGAAAUCAGGCCUGGUCAGCCCAAGCCACCCACCACCAGCUCCACCCAUUGGUUCGCCACAGGGAGCCCGGCCGGGUUUUGCACCACCCCCUGCACCUCCUCCACUGCCGCCGAUGGCGGGGAUUCCUCCGCCACCACCUCUUGCAGGCUUCCCAACCGUGGGGAUCCCACCACCCCCAUCCCCUCCUUCCUUCCCCCCCCACCCCGAUUUUGCUGCCCCUCCACCCCCACCUCCGCCAGCGGCAGAGUAUACCCUUGUGCCCCCACCCAUGUUACCCCAACAAGGUGGCGGUGCACCACCUCCUCCUCCUCCCCCACCCCCUCCCGGGCCCCCUCCUUCAUCCUUUGGUGGCAUGGAUGGCCCAGAGGCUCUUCCACAGCUGGACACAGCGUCCUCCAAGCCAAAGUCUUCACUGCCUGCUGUUAGUGAGGCUAGAAGUGACUUGCUUUCUGCUAUUCGUCAAGGAUUCCAGCUCCGCAAAGUAGAAGAGCAGCGUGAGCAAGAGAAGCGAGAUACUGUGGGCAACGAUGUGGCGACCAUCCUUUCCCGCCGCAUCGCGGUGGAGUACAGCGACUCGGAAGACGAUUCUUCAGAGUUUGAUGAAGACGAGUGGUCCGACUAA
Molecule: messenger RNA, 1506 nt
Organism: Euleptes europaea (tarantolino)
Lineage: Eukaryota; Metazoa; Chordata; Lepidosauria; Squamata; Sphaerodactylidae
Gene: WASF2
Product: WASP family member 2
Exons: 8
Coding region: 22-1506 (494 amino acids)
Biological process (GO): actin cytoskeleton organization; positive regulation of Arp2/3 complex-mediated actin nucleation
Cellular component (GO): cytoskeleton
Molecular function (GO): Arp2/3 complex binding; protein kinase A regulatory subunit binding; actin binding
Source: RefSeq, a predicted model, not a curated record